This is a messenger RNA of Sorex fumeus (smoky shrew), 1558 nucleotides long. RefSeq names its product dynein axonemal assembly factor 1 (gene DNAAF1). The record is from RefSeq and is a predicted model, not a curated record. Gene Ontology annotation, molecular function: protein binding; dynein complex binding. Gene Ontology annotation, biological process: cilium assembly. The transcript has 10 exons. Bases 16 to 1302 code for a protein of 428 amino acids. Gene Ontology annotation, cellular component: axoneme. NCBI's taxonomy places the organism in Eukaryota, Metazoa, Chordata, Mammalia, Eulipotyphla, Soricidae.
GCUCCGGGACGCGACAUGCACCCCGACGAGGCGGAGCGGCCCGGCCGGGGGCGCGAGCAGGAGCCGGGCCUGGAGGAGUCGGCGGGCGACCACCCGAAGGCAGGCCCCGGGGGCCGCAAGGAAGAAAUGAAUGACUGUGCCAGUCCUGGGGACACGCCAGGCCAGAGUGAGCACAGACAGGGAGGGGACAGCAAGCCGGACGCUUCUGCAUCCUCCCAACGGGACGACAAGGAGGACCGGGGCCCCAGAAUGACUAAAAGUUUCUUGAAGAAAUUCUGCAAGCAACACAAGCUGUACAUCACACCUUCGUUGAAUGAUACCCUGUACCUGCACUUUAAAGGCUUCGACCGCAUCGAGAACCUGGAGGAGUACACGGGGCUGCGCUGCCUGUGGCUGGAAUGCAACCGGAUCGAGCGCAUCGAGAACCUGGGGGCGCAGGCCGAGCUGCGCUGCCUCUUCCUGCAGAUGAACCUGCUGCGCAGGAUCGAGAACCUGGAGCCGCUGCAGAAGCUGGACACCCUCAACCUCAGCAACAACUACAUCAAGACCAUCGAGAACCUCGCCUGCCUGCCCGUCCUGGACACGCUCCAGAUGGCCCACAACCACCUGGAGACGGUGGACGACAUCCGGCACCUGGAGCAGUGCCCGAAGCUCUGCGUGCUGGACCUGUCGCACAACAGGCUGGGGGACCCCGACAUCCUGAGCGUGCUCGAGCUGGUGCCCGACCUGCGGGUGCUGAACCUGAUGGGGAACCCCGUGAUCCGCAACAUCCCCUCCUACCGCAAGACGGUGACGGUGCGUCUGCGACAGCUCACCUACCUGGACGACAGGCCCGUCUUCCCCAAGGACAGGGCCUGUGCUGAGGCCUGGGCCCGGGGCGGCCUGGAGGCCGAGCGGGAGGAGCGGCAGCAGUGGGAGCACCGUGAGCGCAAGAAGAUCACGGACAGCCUGGAGGCCCUGGCCCUGAUCAAGCGGCGCGCGGAGGAGCGCAGGAGGCAGAAGGAAGAGGAGGAGGAGGAAGAGGACGACGAUGACGACGAUGAGGAAGAGGAGGAGGAGGAGGAGGACGGGGAGGACGAGAAGGAGGUGGUGGAGGACGCGGAGCGGCGGCAGAAGAUGGAGCGCUUCGUGCAGGAGAGCUUUGAGGCCAAGGACGAGCUCUUCCCGGAACCGCCUCGGAAGGUCGGGGGGCUGCCGCCGGCUGUCCAGGGGGACACCGAGAACCAGGAGCUUGGGGAGGUGCUGCCCCGUGGGGCCCGACGCCCGGCCCCUCCUGGCGCUGCCUGGCAGGGACCUCCCUGACCUGGAGGACACGGGUGUGGACAGCUGCCUGAAAGCCCAGGACCAGGCCCCGUGCCCCCCAAAGAUCACGGCCCUCUGCAGCCUGAGUGAGGACAGCGAUGCCGAGCUGGACUUCGACCCCCAGGGACACGCGCCCGGGGAUGCACCGUGCGGGAUAUUUGCAGCGCCCAAGGAUCCGGGGAGGCCGCUGGACACGCCCUUUGCAAACCUGCUCGCAGACAGCUCCCGGGUGGGGGAGGCGGGAGCCCCAAGAGCC